Scomber japonicus (chub mackerel) is the source of this 1744-nucleotide messenger RNA. It is a transcript of the gene slc7a6os, whose product is annotated as solute carrier family 7 member 6 opposite strand. Gene Ontology annotation, biological process: developmental process. The record is from RefSeq and is a predicted model, not a curated record. The transcript is spliced from 5 exons. NCBI's taxonomy places the organism in Eukaryota, Metazoa, Chordata, Actinopteri, Scombriformes, Scombridae. Bases 12 to 995 code for a protein of 327 amino acids.
CUGAGGACAACAUGGACCCAAACACGACGAUUCUGCGAGUCAAGAGAAAAAGGGGCACCGACCCCGCGGAUGCUUUGUUACUGGCUUGCAAACGUAUCCGACCAGAGACGUCCCAAAAUACCGGCGAGACGGUACCAGAGCCCAAUGAAGCCGAGGUGGAAAACUCUGUGUUCAAACUCGUGGCGACCGUAGCGACGCAGGAUGCUCCCGUUCAGACGCAGGUUCGACAGGCCCUGGCCCGGCCUCGCAUGGCCCAUGCCCUGCGCCCCUCUGCCGGCAGCUCACAACGGAUCACCGGGGACCUACGGAGCACUAAGUGGAGCACAAGGAGGGAGGAACGCUACAGAAUACUGUCCAGCCACCGCACAGGUCUGUCAAGCCCAGCCGAGCAGCAGGAUCCCCAGACGGAUAACUCUGAGGGGGCAGAGGAAACUGAGAAACACCAGGACAAGUGUUUGGGUCUUGGUGAAAUCCAGGUGGUGGAUCUCAUACAUGAGGAUGAACAAGGCGAGGACAAGUUGUCUGGCAAGGUGCAGACCCAGGACCCAGAGGUGAUCCUGUGCAACAACACCAAGAUGCUGCGGGAGCGUCUGAGCAUAACCGGGGAACUAGGUGGCAACAGGCAGCGUGAGCAGGAAGAGGACUACGUGUAUGAUCUGUACUACCAGGAAACGGUCACACCUGGGUGGAUUCAGGACAUCCUGUCCGUCAGGGCCUACGCCGAUGAGGGAGAACUGGUGCCCGACCUUGUGGUGCAUGAAGAGGAGGUGUACGAAGAUGAUGACGACGAGAAUGAAGAAAGCAACUGGAGGAACGAUUACCCCGACGAGGAGAGUGAGUCAGGCAGCGACAGAGAGGAGCGCUAUGGUGGUUACUGGGAGGAGGAGCACUCGUACAGCCGGAGGAACUGGGAGCGCUACCAGAGGGAAGUGCUGCAUGAGCAUGCUGAAGAUGACGAUGAAGAUGAUGAUGGGAACAAAUAUGAUUCCGAUUGAUCUACCCUCCCAUUAUUAUAGCAUCUAUUUGUGGCUCUCCUCUUCAUGAAAUACACCAUACUCCAUAGACCUCUGUGUAGGGGAAAAAAAACCCAAACAUCUUAUGUGUAGCACUCAUCACACAUCAGUUAAUAAUGAGGUCCAAUCAAUACAUUUAUGUGCCAAUAUUAAAAAUUUGACUGAACCACAGAACACUUUCUCGUCUCACUGUUCAGAGAAUUGCACAUGUACCAAACUCGAGCUCCAUCCCUCUCUUUGCUACACAGAUGUUGAAGGAGCAGGUGUUAUUUCCAGCAGGACCCAGUGUCUUUUUUUUUUUUCUUUUCUUUUUUAAUCUGUGGUGGAGUGAAUUUGUGUGUGUGGGUGUUUGUUCCAAGUGAACGUGUGUGCGUGUGUGUUGCACAUCAGUGUGAGUUGCCUCGUAUGCUUCGUGCUGUUAACACUUCUGUUAGUGAGACGUCUCGAGCCGCGCGCGGUUGCAGUUUUUAGGGUGUUUGCAUUUUGUGCAUGGUAGCGUGUGUACGUACAAGUUGUGUGUGUUUAGAAUUUGCAUAAUGUGAAAGCGUGGCGCGUAUAUUUUUUGUUGUUGUGGUGAGCGUGUGAGUUUGGUUCAGAAAUGUACUUUUUUUUUUUUUUUUUCUUUUUUGGAAGAUCCGACUGUUUCUCUGGAAUGCUUGUCGAAUUAAACUUUUUGUAAAUAUGUAGAUGUGUAUAAAAAGAAGGCUUUCAAAAUAAAUGGAAAACAUCUG